Messenger RNA from Xylaria bambusicola, 1670 nucleotides. RefSeq names its product cyclin-domain-containing protein. The transcript has 3 exons. Gene Ontology annotation, biological process: regulation of cyclin-dependent protein serine/threonine kinase activity. The record is from RefSeq and is a predicted model, not a curated record. NCBI's taxonomy places the organism in Eukaryota, Fungi, Ascomycota, Sordariomycetes, Xylariales, Xylariaceae. Gene Ontology annotation, molecular function: cyclin-dependent protein serine/threonine kinase regulator activity; protein kinase binding. Bases 103 to 1542 code for a protein of 479 amino acids. Gene Ontology annotation, cellular component: cyclin-dependent protein kinase holoenzyme complex; nucleus.
CCACUGAAAUAACGUGAGACUGAGCUUGGUACUAAUCUUCUCGUGAAGUCUCACAGGUUUUAUAAUCUACGUUACUGUACUUGUCAUUUCAAAACUUAUGAUAUGGCGGCUGUUGUUAAGGACUUCGUCGCGGAUCAUUCAAGGUUCCACAAUAUGAUAGCAUCAUCAGGACUACAGCACGAGCAUUCUCACGCCCGUGAUUCUUACCGAUCUGAAUACAACGCUCGGCCGCGUGAGGCGCAGUCACACAAGACUCGGUCGCCACCCCCUCCAGCUUACUCCCGAUCUUCAACGUCCAGCGCAACACCAUCAAAGCGACCUUGGGACUCGACAACUGAAGCCAGCGCCCAGCAAAGCCAGGUACCACCUAGCGACGGAAGCUCACGGUUUCCUUCCCCACCCGACUCUUCAUCGUCAAAUCCUCCUUCUGGACGUGAAGCAGCUCAGGACUCUGACACAUUUGCCAACUAUAUGGCAACUAAUGUACACCAUGCUGCGCCGGGCGUCGCUUCAUCUACCAUGCAAACACAUCAACAACCAUCUCCCGAAUCCAACACUUCGAGUUCUCCCACUGCAACGUCUCCAGCGUACAAUGCCUCUGCGCCCCAGCAAGGUCACACAAUAGUUGUUCGCGACCUAGCUCAUAUACAGAGUCUCGCGAGAGCAGACCUUAUGAAUGGCGGCAAUGGCCCUGGUAUUUUGAAUGACCCACCCCUUCAAGCUAUGAAGUAUGAGAUCAGCGGUAUGCCUAUUGGAGACAUUAUAGAAAUGGUUGCCGCACUUUUAACUAAAAUUACGACGACCAACGACCUACAACAUGACGCAUUGCAUAGAAACGCGACACACCAACAGACCGCCGCGAAUCAUAAUAACGAUGGAUCUCUGAUGAGUCCUCUUAGCAGCUCCGUAUUGGCUUUCCACGGCAAGAAUGUUCCUGCAAUCACGAUUUUGAGCUAUUUGAGCAGAAUUCAUAAAUAUUGUCCUACGACUUAUGAAGUCUUUUUAAGUUUGCUCGUCUAUUUUGACCGAAUGACGGAGAGAGUGAAUAACCUGGUGAUGGAAGCAGAGGAAUCGAGACGACAAAGUCAAAAGCAACAAAAGCAACAACCUCAAGCUUCUACGGCCGCCUCUCCUAGGAAUUCGGAUACCGAAAUGAGGGAUACUGUUAGUGAUAGGAUAGACCAGGAUCUCGUGGAUGAUGAUCAUGACGAAAAGGAGGGUGGCACCAGGUCAGAGCUAGGUGCUUCUCCAGCGACGUACUUUGUUGUCGACAGCUUCAAUAUUCAUCGGUUAAUAAUCGCGGGAGUUACGUGCGCGAGCAAGUUCUUUUCGGACGUAUUUUAUACAAACUCUCGAUACGCAAAGGUUGGUGGUUUACCUCUUGCUGAGCUCAACCAUCUGGAACUUCAAUUCCUCCUCCUUAACGAUUUCCGUUUAUGCGUGCCCGUUGAAGACUUAGAAGCUUACGCUACGAUGCUUGUUGAGUUUUAUGCGCGUGAAGUUGUUGCCCAACGCUCGCGGCCUACGCCCGGAUCAGCGUAAACUCGACGACCUGAACCCCGUUUACGAUAUUUGACAGUCGCUUCAGAACACUAAUACAUACACACUAUACAUUCAACGACUAAUCAACGCACAUAAUACCUGCAUACCCCACCCUAGAUCAAACCAGA